Sordaria macrospora k-hell is the source of this 1713-nucleotide messenger RNA. RefSeq lists its product as uncharacterized. The record is from RefSeq and is a predicted model, not a curated record. NCBI's taxonomy places the organism in Eukaryota, Fungi, Ascomycota, Sordariomycetes, Sordariales, Sordariaceae.
AUGGCCCAUCAAAUACCACCUCCUGGCGAGGGCUACUACGUCCCGAAUUAUGCUACCGAUCAUCAGGCGUACCAAUACGGUCAGGGGCAACAAUAUCAGCAGGGACAACAAUAUCAGCAGGGACAACAAUAUCACCAGCAGCAACAACAACAACAGUCAUACCCCGAUGGACAACAACCACAUGCGCAGGAGCAGCCCGAGGCAGAUCAGCGCCCAAACUGGGCCGAGGGUCUAGAGGUCGUACCACAGGAACACCUCAAGAACACACAACACUGGCCGGAAGUUCGACAAGAGGAAAUUGGCAAGGAACUGAGUCCGAUGACUGCUGCGGUUAAUGAGUGGAAAUGGAAAGAUGAACGCGAUCAGUACAAUGCCGGCCAAGCACCCGAAGUCGUCGGCGGUCCUACGACCGUUAAGCGGAACCGAAAGCGAUUAUGGAUUAUCCUGGGGAGUGUACUUGCGGUUAUCAUCAUAGUCGCGGCUGUGGUCGGCGGUGUGGUUGGGAGCAAGGCGGCUCGGGACUCGAAAGCAAGCACGGCUCCGGUUCUUGAUAGCGGUGGUGAUGGUGGCUCUUCAAGCACGAUACCGAGUCCAUCACAGACAACGACGGGAGGAGGGGCUGCUUCAACAUCUUCUGCUGCUGUUGCUGGUGCUAUAAAGUCAGGUUCACCGUUGACCGUUACCAGUUGGAGGAACGACAAGGGUAAAGUCGGGCUUUAUCUCUUCUACCAGGACAAAACCAACGACGUCUACUACGUCAAGUACGACGGAUCUUCAUGGGGAAAGCCUGUUAGCACCAUUACCGGUCUCAGGAGAGAUACCAAGCUCACGGCUACUAUCAUUCUCAAUGGUCUUGGGAAUAACGUCAGGCCCCAUAUCAUCCUGACCUACAUCGGUCCCGGCCCGACAGUCCUAGCCAAAGACAUCAACGAGAACAACAUCCCCGCCAUCAGCAACGACGAUGAAUUCAGCGAAAACAUGGGGCCACUGGAUGCCCUCGCUAAUUCUAGCACAGCCAGCUACUUUCCCGCCAUGGUCUACCAGACCCCGAGCGGCGAGCUGGGCCAGGCGCGCAUCAUCAUGCUGAGAUGGUUCGCCAAGCUGACGGGGAUAACGGCGCUUCCCGGUACGAACCUUGCAAUGGUGCCUAUUUCUUCUCGCUGGGCGAAUUAUUCAGCAUCGGGGGGAUACGGCCUGAUUUACCAGAAUCCAGACGGUCGUCUUGCAGCUGCUGUCCCGCAUCUUGGUCCUGACGAGAGAGUUGACGCCACUGCUCCGUGGUUUAAUAGCUCCAUUUUCCCCUCCGACAUCACCCCUCCCGACGGCGCCCCCUUAUCCGCAUGGGUCACCGCCCGCUCCUCAUCUUCUAAGCACUCACCAAACACGUACAUCCUUUACCUCGACUCGAACUCCAACAUCCAGAUGGUCUACACCUCCUUCUCCGGAUCUGGUGAUAACUCCGUAACAUGGAAGACGUCCGAGUCAAAAGCUCUAAAGGGGCUAGACAAGGAUACGCAAAUCGGGUGUGUGUUGAUGGCGAGUAUCGACGCAGACAAUGAUAAGAAUGAAGUCCCGAUUGAGGAAGAUUCGGAGGAGGUUAAUAGGUGUUUCUUCCAGAAGGGAGGAAAACUUGUUGAGGCGAGGAUGAGUGGAGGUGCAGAAAAUGGGGAUUUGGAGUGGAAGGUUGUGGGUGAGGUUCCGUUGCCGACGUGA